AUGGCUUAUGAACGACGACGUUUAUCGACUGAGAGUGAUAAAUCCUCAACAAGUACAAAUCAUUCAACAGAGUCAACCACCACAUAUCAUACGAUAUCGCCACAUCGAGUGCAUCCAACGAUCCCUGCGGAUCAAAAACUUUCCAUUUUAUCGAUGAAACAACCCACAAAUAUGGUCAAACGAAGUUCGACUAUAUCUUCUCCAGCUGAGCAGUUACUAGCGCGUACAAAAAACGCGUUCGUGGAUUUAAAUCCAUACUUUCAAUGUUCAUCAUUGCCAAGCCAUUGGAGAAAAAACAAGUCCCUCCGCUUCGUUUUACGUGCAAAAGACGAUGUCGACAUAAAAGCCAACACACGUGUUACGAUACUUGCGGGUAACGAUUACAAUCCAUGCGCAGCAUUGAAGAACAAUAUCAGUUGGUUUCGUGGUAGUCAAGCUGAAUUCAAUGACUUGCGCUUUCUCGGCGCCAGUGGGCGAGGGAAAAAGUUUACAUUGACGAUUGUUAUCGAAACAACUCCACCGCAACAAUGCACUUAUCGUCGAGCAAUUAAAAUAACAGUGGAUGGACCAAGAAAGAAGCGUGAAUUAAAAAAUAAGUCAGAUGCGAAUGAACUUCAAGCGGAUGAUUCAAACGGGGAUGGUGAAUCCGAUAAUGAAACAAAUACUUCAAUGUUAACUGAUACGAAUGCAGGUAUCGGUCAAGUAUCAUCUGGACUUUUACUUCUGGCUGCUGCAGCUGAGCAAAAACGAAAAGAUGAAGCAGAUGAAACGCAAACUCGUCCAUUACAAUCAGCUCCAAUGGUUAUAUCAUAUUCAUCAAAACUAAGUGAUACAAGUUCUUCAUUGACCAAUUGUCUUUCUCCAUCAUCAUCACUAGCUUCACAAUUUUCUCAUUCGAUUGCUUUUUCGCCUACAUCAUCCUCGUUGGAUGAUUUCAAUUCACGUCUAUCUUCUCGUCACGUCUUUUUAAACAGUCAAAACUCCGAUCAAUCAACUCCGACCGUUCCCGUAGUCUCCACUUUGCCAACAUCCAAUAUCAUCUUCAGUCUUACCCAACCAGCAAAUCAUUUCGAAUUCUUUCAUUCUCAACAACAAAGACGUGACCAACAAACGACUAUGGUCGAACCAUCGCCAAAUACUUCAUCAACAAAUACACCAACUACACAUGUCCUAUGUCGAUAA
Molecule: messenger RNA, 1182 nt
Organism: Adineta ricciae
Lineage: Eukaryota; Metazoa; Rotifera; Eurotatoria; Adinetida; Adinetidae
Source: the annotation of a GenBank genome assembly